Messenger RNA from Juglans microcarpa x Juglans regia, 2934 nucleotides. RefSeq lists its product as uncharacterized. Bases 191 to 2854 code for a protein of 887 amino acids. NCBI's taxonomy places the organism in Eukaryota, Viridiplantae, Streptophyta, Magnoliopsida, Fagales, Juglandaceae. The record is from RefSeq and is a predicted model, not a curated record. The transcript has 24 exons.
UAAGGGUUGCGUUGAAUCAAUUGAUUCAAUUCUCCGGGUUGGAAAACCCGUCACUGGAAUAGAAUUUGGGUUGGAAAUUCGGCCAAGGGCCAAACCGGAUCGGAAUUUUAUUCCCGACAAAAAGAUUGAGAGGACAAAUUGUUCUGUUCAGUCCCGUAAAAGAAACAAGGAGUAGUAGAAGAAGGCGAAGAUGGGUUGUGACGAUGGAUCUACCUUCUCUCGUACGUCGGCGUUCAUCUGUACAAUUUUACUGUUCUUAGCAGCCGGGGCACUUGGAUCCACCCCUGAAACUCAUAGAAGUGGCAUGUCAUCUUUGUUCUCUUUAUUUAAUCUUAAGGAGAAGAGUCGUUUCUGGAGUGAGGCCGUUAUACAUGGAGAUUUGAAUGACUUAGAAUCUUUAAGCCCUGGCAAAAUGGGUGCGCUCAAUUACACCAAGGCAGGUAACAUUGCGAAUUAUCUAAAGCUUUUUGAAGUUGAUUCCAUAUAUCUUCCAGUCCCUGUGAAUUUCAUUUUUAUUGGAUUUGAAGGGAAGGGCAACCAAGAAUUCAAGCUUCACUCUGAAGAACUUGAGCGGUGGUUCACGAAAAUUGAUCACAUCUUUGAACAUACACGAGUUCCGCAAACUGGAGAAGUUCUGACCCCAUUCUACAAAAUUAAUGUAGAUAAAGUGCAACGUCACCAUCUUCCUAUUGUCAGCCACAUAAAUUACAAUUUUUCUGUUCAUGCGAUACAAAUGGGCGAAAAGGUCACCUCUAUUUUUGAGCAUGCUAUCAAUUUGUUUGCCCGUGAAGAUGAUGUUUCUAGUAACAGGGAUGACGGGGGUGCUCUUUGGCAAGUUGAUGUGGACAUGAUGGAUGUUCUUUUCACUAGCCUUGUUGAAUAUCUCCAACUUGAAAAUGCAUAUAACAUUUUCAUUUUGAAUCCUAAGCGCAAUGUGAAAAGGGCUAAAUAUGGAUAUAGGAGAGGUUUAUCUCAGUCAGAAAUAGACUUUCUUAAAGCGAACAAGAGUUUGCAAACAAAAGUUCUCCAGUCAGGAAAUGUUCCAGAAACUGUUCUCGCUCUCGAUAAGAUUAAGAGACCUUUGUAUGAGAAGCAUCCAAUGGCAAAGUUUGCCUGGACAAUAACUGAAGAUGCAGACACGGGGGAAUGGUACAACACUUGCCUAGAUGCGCUGACUAAUGUUGAGAGGUUGUACCAAGGGAAAAAUACUGCAGAUAUUAUUCAGAGCAAAGUUUUACAGUUAUUGAAAGGGAAGAAUGAAGACAUGAGGCUUCUUUUUGAAAAGGAAUUAAAAUCCAGGGAUUUUGGUGAUUUUCAUGUCGAAUGUCUCACAGAUACAUGGAUUGGAAAAGACAGGUGGGCAUUUAUUGAUUUAAGUGCAGGCCCUUUCUCAUGGGGACCUGCUGUUGGUGGAGAAGGUGUGCGCACAGAAUUAAGUUUACCAAAUGUGGAAAAAACAAUCGGUGCAGUUUCAGAACUUUCUGAAGAUGAGGCUGAAGAUAGGUUGCAAGAUGCUAUUCAGGAGAAGUUUGCUGUAUUUGGUGAUAAAGAACAUCAGGCCAUUGAUAUUCUUCUGGCGGAGAUUGAUAUAUAUGAGCUUUUUGCUUUUAAACAUUGCAAGGGAAGGAAGGUUAAGCUUGCUCUUUGUGAAGAACUUGACGAGAGAAUGAGGGAUUUGAAAAAUGAGCUCCAGUCUUUUGAAGGUGAAGAAUAUGAUGAAAGUCACAAGAGAAAGGCCAUAGAGGCAUUAAAGAGAAUGGAGAGUUGGAAUUUGUUCAGUGAUACUUAUGAGGAGCUACAAAAUUACACAGUUGCACGCGAUACUUUUCUUGCGCAUUUAGGUGCGACAUUGUGGGGAUCUAUGCGACAUGUUAUAUCACCCUCCAUUGCUGAUGGGGCUUUCCAUCAUUAUGAGAAGAUAUCCUUUCAAUUGUUUUUCAUCACACAGGAGAAAGUAAGAAAUAUAAAAAAAUUGCCUGUGGAUCGCAAUGCCAUUAUGGAUGGACUUUCUUCUUUGUUAUUAUCUUCUCAGAAACCUAUGUUCAGCGAGCACGUGCUAACUCUGUCAGAGGAUCCUGCUUUGGCAAUGGCCUUUUCGGUGGCACGAAGAGCAGCAGCUGUCCCAUUAUUGCUUGUUAAUGGAACUUACAGGAAAACCAUUCAUACGUAUCUUGACUCUUCCAUUCUCCAGUUUCAGUUGCAGAGGCUGAAUGAGCAUGGUUCUCUCAAAGGGUCACAUGCCAACAGUAGAUCCACGCUUGAAGUUCCAAUCUUUUGGUUCAUUCAUGGCGAGCCAUUGUUGGUUGACAAGCAUUAUCAGGCAAAGGCACUCUCUGACAUGAUUAUUGUCGUUCAAUCGGAGGAUUCAUCUUUGGAGGGUCAUCUUCAUUGUAACGGGCACUCACUUUUGUGGAAUUUGAGGAGGCCCAUAAAAGCUGCAUUGGCUGCUGCCUCAGAGCAUCUUGCUGGUUUGCUUCCUCUUCAUCUUGUCUACAGUCAAGCUCAUGGAACUGCUAUUGAGGAUUGGAUAUGGUCAGUAGGAUGCAACCCUUUUUCCGUUACUUCUCAAGGCUGGCAUAUAUCACAGUUUCAGUCUGAUACAAUUGCCCGGAGCUAUAUCAUCACAACGCUUGAAGAGUCUAUUCAACUGGUUAAUUCAGCCAUUCAUCUUCUAGUCAUGGAGCAUACAAUGGAAAAUACCUUUAGACUCUUUCAGGGUCAGGAGCGUGAGCUAGUGAACAAAUAUAAUUACAUUGUAAGCUUGUGGAGAAGGGUUUCAACUGUUACUGGAGAAUUGCGUUAUGUGGAUGCCCUAAGACUGCUAUAUAUUCUAGAGGAAGCAUCGAAAGGGUAGGCACUUGAACCUGAAACUUAAUUUGUUGUUACCGUUGAUCAUCAAUAGUGGGUUAAUGAAAAUCUCCUUGAGCGAAAAAU